Cryptotermes secundus is the source of this 648-nucleotide messenger RNA. RefSeq names its product putative zinc finger protein 735. The annotation marks the transcript as partial. The record is from RefSeq and is a predicted model, not a curated record. The transcript has 4 exons. NCBI's taxonomy places the organism in Eukaryota, Metazoa, Arthropoda, Insecta, Blattodea, Kalotermitidae.
AACUGUACAAAUUCAGAGAAAGUUCUAGUGUGUCCACAUGGUGAGACAUACCCAGCAAGUGAUGAUGCACGCCAGGCCAUUAAUAUAAAAGCUGAGGAAGUCUCAGACUCGCAAGUGGAUCCUGUGCAAACUACAGUUCAGGAGAUAAAGGCUGAACCUGAGGAUAAUUUGAAUGAACUUCAACCUGUACAUGGGGAGGAUCGACAGUAUUCCUGUGAUGAGUGUGGUGAAUCGUUCAGUCAUCAGAAUUUUGUGAGAGCACAUCGACGCAAGCAUAGUGGGGAGCAGCUGUUUUGUUGUGAUGACAAUGAACAAAGCCCAAAAAUCCAGAACUUNGAACUGGGUCUGUUUCGGUCCUCUGCUGGGGAGGGGGGGCACAAUUGCUCUGCUGGGUCCAUUAGAGAGAGCUCUUUCUUACAGGACAAUGGACAAAGUCCAAAAAUCCAGAGAUUCCAGAAACCUUUAGAGUCUACAGAUAUUACUCACAUAAACCGUGUGGAGCAGAAGGAUGUGGAGAUUGUGUCCAUUUCACUGUCAGUGUGCUUCAACUGUUUGCAUGUCAUGUCAUAUGCUAACAUAGCCAAGAUGGGCCACAGAAGCACGGUUCUUCCUCCUCAACACUGUGGGGUUAAGUGGCGUUGUUGGUGA